Molecule: messenger RNA, 6633 nt
Organism: Trichomycterus rosablanca
Lineage: Eukaryota; Metazoa; Chordata; Actinopteri; Siluriformes; Trichomycteridae
Gene: ralgapa2
Product: Ral GTPase activating protein catalytic subunit alpha 2
Exons: 40
Coding region: 139-6090 (1983 amino acids)
Biological process (GO): positive regulation of GTPase activity; regulation of small GTPase mediated signal transduction
Cellular component (GO): nucleus; cytoplasm
Molecular function (GO): GTPase activator activity
Source: RefSeq, a predicted model, not a curated record
UCCGUGUUUACCAGCGCGAGCGAGCAGGCAGGCAGGCGGCUGCAGGAACAGCACUGAGCUGCAGGAAUACAGACGCGCUGUUAUAUCACACACUGACUGAAUGCUGAAGUGCGCUCCAAAAUAGAUUUUUACACCGGAAUGUUCACUCGCAGGGGUUAUGGAGACGUCAAGAAAUCUACACAGAAAGUUCUGGACCCAAAGAAGGAUGUACUGACCCGUCUAAAGCAUCUGCGCUCUCUGUUAGAUAAUACAGAGAGGAAUGAACUGAAGACAUUUUUUGAAACCAACAGCUCGCAGAUUUAUUUUAUCUUCUAUGAAAAUUUCAUUACACUGGAAAGUAACCUAAAGCAAAAAGGGAAUAAAUCUCAACGGGAGGAGCUGGACUCCAUUCUCUUUAUUUUUGAAAAAAUUCUUCAACUUCUUCCAGAGAAAAUAAACAGUCGAUGGCAGUUUCACAGUAUAGGUUCUAUUCUUAAAAAACUUUUGCACACUGGAAACUCUUUCAAGAUCCGCUGUGAGGGCAUCCGACUGUUCCUGCUCUGGCUGCAGGCUCUGCAGACUAACUGUUCUGAAGAGCAGUUGCUCAUUUUCGCCUGCCUGGUGCCUGGCUUCCCCGCAGUGACCUCCUCCAGAGGUCCCUGCACGCUAGAUACCAUCAUUUACAGUCCCUUUUCCCAUCCUCCUGAUGCUAAGAUCGUACCUGAGGAGAUUACCCCUCUCGUGCCUGCUGUUCUUGGUGAGAAAGUAGCCGAUGACCAGACUUGCUUCUUCCUUCAAGCUGUGCUAAAGUUCAUGGUGCUCCAGGCAUCCAGUCUGGAAUGGCUCAAGAAAGACAAACAAGACUCAGGCUUCAGGUUUCUCUUCACGCUCUUUAAGAAAUACUACCUGCCUCACAUCUUCCCCUCCUUCACCAAACUCACCAAUCUUUAUAAACCACUACUGGACCUUCCCCACCACAGACCAAAACCCUUGUAUGUGCCAGUGUCGCGCAACAACGAAAGCACCUUCUGCACGCGGGAUCAGUACCUGGCGCCCCGUGUAGCCUUUAUCACCUGGCUGGUCAACUUCUUCCUGGAAAAGAAGUAUGUGAGCUCAGCUACAAGCAGCACUAAGAACGGAGGAGAAGUUUUCCCCAAAAUCAUCCAGACUGUAACUGCAGGCAGUAUCAGUCAGGACAGAAGUAGCGAAUCCGAGGCAAAUGGUCCAGUAGAGCAGGAGAAAAACCACUCGAACAGCAGCACGCUGUCUGAUCGCAGAGGCAGUAACUCGAGCAUAUGCAGCAUCGAGGAGGAGCACCGCUCUGUUUAUGACAUGGUCCAGUGCAUCCUGCUCUCCACACGAGACAACGUCAACUUUGUCAAUGAAGUCUUUCACCAGGCCUUCCUGUUGCCGUCCUGUGAAGCGUCUGCCACCCGUAAGGUGAUUAAAGUGUACAGGAAAUGGAUCCUGCAGGAGAGACCCACUUUUAUGACCGAGCCAGUUAAAAGUGAGCGCAAUGAGGAGGCUGAGGAGCCACUGCAACCGGUUGAGAUCGAUGUUACACAUUCACAGGAGACUCAUGGACACAAGAGAUCAUCCAGUUGGGGGAGGACUUACUCCUUUAGCAGUGCUAUCAGCAGAGGUUGUUUGACUGAGGAACAGAACAUUGAUGUAAAAGCUGGCAUCCAGCCCACCCUGCAGGUCUUUCUCACCAACUCGGCUAACGUGUUUCUGUUGGAGCCAUGUCAAGAUGUGCCCAAACUGCUGGACAACCAAGUGGAGGUCUGCAGAGCAGUGCUCAGUAUCUACCGCCACAUGAUCAUGGAGCAGAACAUGAGUCGACAGACUUGGGAGCAGAUGCUGCAAGUGCUGCUGAGAAUCACUGAAUCAGUAAUGAAGAGGUCUGAGGAUACCCACAAGAAAGAUGAUUUUGCCCAGAAGCUGGCUAGUGUUCUCUUCAGAACCAUCAUUGUGGCAUGGGUUCGGGCCAACCUGAGUGUGUUUAUCUCUCGUGAGCUGUGGGACGACCUGCUGGCAGUUCUGUCCUCUCUAAGCCACUGGGAGGAGCUGGUGAUUGAGUGGGCAAGCAUCAUGGACUCUCUGACCGUAGUGUUGGCCCGCUGUGUCUAUGGCUUGGACCUUAACAACCUUCCUCUUGACAAGCUUUCUGAACAGAAAGAGAAGAGGCAGCGGGGUCGAGGAGGCAUGCUGGACUCUCAGAAAUCUACAGCAGUAUCACGGUCAUUUUCUCUGAGCUGGAGGAAUGCAGGUGAGCAGCCAGGAGCCCAGGAACCCAUGCGCAUCCGCAGUGCCACCACAACCGGAGCCCCCGCUGUGGAGAAAGCCCGCAACAUCGUCCGACAGAAAGCAUCAGAUGUGGAGGAGUGUCAGUUAUCUGAAUGUGGUGGAGAAGGAGAUAUGGGGGAUGGAGACGGUCCCCUUCUUCGCAGUAGCAGCACCUCAGAUAUUACCCAGCAGCUUACCGACUCCUUCCCAGCUCAGCAGAGGGAGGAAUCUCCAAACACAGGCAGCUCUGAUGGCAGCUCAGCAGGGAAAAGGGAAUCUGAAGCCCCCACAAUUCUGGUUCGGCAGAGCAGCAGUCCAGCAGACCUUGACUCUACAGGAGGUACAGGAUCUUUGAGUGUAAAGACGAGGCAUUACGAGAAGAGUGAAAGCAUAAGCAGCGAGGCCUCAAACUGCUACCUUAGUGAUGCAGAUGUAAAUCCACUGACGUGGCCUACCUUGGAAGAGGAACACGACCCUCCCUCUCCUAAUGAUGUCACUGUGAGCGUUAGCAUGGAAAUGACUGCUGAUACAGAAAGCCAGAGGAGCCUCCUGCUCAGCCAGAGUGAGGCACUGGCAGGUUCCGAGUGUAUGCACUUGCUCCACUCUGCCCCUCUGUCCCCAUGUCCCCCUAUCUCACCCACCCUGCUCCUGCCCCAAGGCUACAGCGACGGCUCUCAGCUUCUGGAGGACGCCAUGCACAUGCCUCAUGAUCUGGACAGCAGUGAGUUUCUGGCUGACGACGUUAGCAUCAUAGCAGGAGGCAGUUUGACUGGCUGGCAUGCUGACUCAGCCUUUGUACUCUGGAGAAGGAUAUUGGGUAUUCUGGGGGAUGUUAACAACAUUCGAUGCCCUCGUAUCCAUUCCAAGGUUUUUUGCUACCUGUAUGAGCUCUGGCACAAGCUGGCAAAGAUAAGAGAUAACCUAGGAAUUAAUGUGGAUAGCCAGUCACCUCUGCCCAGACCUCUGUUCAUUCCUCCUCUUCGAAUGCUAGCCUCCUGGCUCUUCAAGGCCACCAUGUUACCUGCAGAGUUUAAGCAUGGGAAGCUGCAGGCUUAUAGGCUGAUUUGUGAGAUGAUGACUAAACAUCAGGAUGUGCUGCCCAACAGUGACUUCCUGGUACACCUCUACCAUGUCAUGCACAAGGGCUUCACCAAUGAUGAUCAGGAUGUGCUGAACACAAUAAUCAGGUGCUGCUCACCACGCUUCUUCUUUCUCGGCCUGCCCGGCUUUUCCAUGUUGGUGGGAGAUUUCAUCACUGCUGCUGCCCGUGUCCUCAAUGCCGACACCACAGAGGGUCCCAGAAUUGAAGCCCAAACAGUCCUCGGCUCUCUGGUCUGCUUUCCAAACUUGUACCAGCAAGUUCCUUCACUACAGUCCACACCAAAAACUCCGGAUAUUGUGGUGGACAGAAAGAACAUAAAGGACUACCUUGUAAGCAUUCUGCUGAAGACGGCACGGAAUGAACCAUCUGAAGGGGCAAGGUGUAUUGCUAUCUGCAGUCUGGGUCUCUGGGUAUGUGAGGAGCUGGGGCAGCAGAAGAUCCAUCCUCAAGUGUUAGAUGCCAUCAAUGUGAUGGGUGUCACGUUAAAGUUUGGUAAUAAGGUGGUAGCGCAUGUAGCCUGUGACAUAUUCCAGCUGCUGAUCUGUCACUGGCAGCACCUGCAGAAACUGGAGCGCUCCCUACCGAAGAGAAUCAUUGAGAUCUUUGUAGCAACCAUAGCAUUCCUUUUGCCUAAUGCUGAACACUCAACAGUGGAGGCAGAUAAGAAGUUAAUGGUGUCCUUGUUGCUCUGCUUGCUUGACUGGUGUAUGGCUGUCCCUCUGUCCAUCUUACUGGAGCCCAUCACUAUACCGAUGCUGGAUGAUCCUGCUUCUCACAAAACACCUCUUUUGGACUACAUUUACAGGGUUCUUCACUGCUGUGUAUCAGGCUCAAACCUGCACACUCAGCAGAGCCACUACCUGCUCAGUCUGGCAGAUCUGUCUGUAGGCUACGACCCUUUCCUGUCACUGGGCCAAAUCAAGAGCUCCGAGCAGCCGCUUAUGCACAACACCACAGGAGAGUUCGGCAAUCUUCUCACUGUGGCUGAGGAAAAGAAACGGAGGAACAUCGAGUUAAUUCCUCUGACGGCUCGAAUGAUAAUGACUCAUCUUGUAAACCAUUUGGGUCAUCAUCCCCUCAGUGGUGGUCCUGCACUGCUGCACAGCCUGGUGAACGAGAACCAUGAUAACCCAUAUGUGGAGUCUUCUGAACUCUCCUCUGAGGUCUUCAAAAGCCCCAACCUGCAACUCUUUGUUUUUAAUGACAGCACACUGGUGUCAUACCUUCAGGUUCCCUCUGAGCCCACAACUAUGUCAAACCCAAACCCAGCCGAGCACUCAUCUGAGGUGCGAGUAAUCGUGCGUGACAUCUCCGGAAAGUACUCAUGGGACGGCAGUGUCCUUUACAAGACUUUAGAGGGGAAAAGUAUGCAAUUUAGCAGUGAUGGAGAUUCCUCUUCUUUCCAUCGCAACAGCCAUUCAUCUAUCCACUCUAUGCAGAGCUCAUCUCAGACCAGCAGAUGCUCAUCUGAGGUUGAGAUUGAGGACAGUGUGGACGUGUUGGAUCAGCUUUUGGAGGAGCUGGGCCAGAGCAGCCCAGAGUGCCUACCCCAGCCUCAGCAAAGACUUACACAACCUGCACCAGCACCCAUAGGCAUGAACUCAGAGAUAGAAAGUGUCAUCAUGGAGGCCAUUCACAGACAGACACGGCUAGAGGAGGAAGAGCUCACCUGCAGACGGAGUGAAGACCCCAGUGUCAAAGCCGCCAGCCAGAAAGAGCCCACUCACCAGGAGCCUAAAGCACCUUUUUACUUCUGCCGCCUGCUUCUCAAUGAGCUGGGCAUGAACUCAUGGGACCGCAGAAAAAGCUUUCAUCUCCUGAAGAAGAACUCAAAGCUCUUAAGAGAACUUAAGAAUUUGGAUUCUAGGCAGUGUCGUGAGACACACAAAAUCGCUGUGUUCUACAUCGGCGAGGGUCAGGAGGACAAGUGCUCCAUAUUGUCUAAUACUCAAGGAAGCCAAGCUUAUGAAGACUUUGUCUCUGGACUAGGAUGGGAGGUGGAUCUUUCUACUCACUGUGGCUUCAUGGGUGGUUUGCAAAGGAAUGGCAGCACAGGACACACUGCACCUUAUUACGCUACCUCGAACGUAGAGGUCAUCUUUCACGUGUCCACCCGGAUGCCCUCUGACUCUGAUGACUCCAUCACCAAAAAGCUUCGCCAUCUGGGAAAUGAUGAAGUGCACAUUGUGUGGUCCGAGCACACGCGGGACUACCGGCGGGGCAUUAUUCCUACUGAUUUUGGAGAUGUACUCAUCAUCAUCUAUCCCAUGAAGAAUCACAUGUACUUCAUUCAGAUCAUGAAGAAACCACAGGUCCCUUUCUUCGGCCCUCUGUUUGAUGGAGCAAUUGUCACUGGAACACUACUUCCAAGUCUGGUUCGGUCUACUUGCAUCAACGCCAGCAGGGCAGUGAAGUCUCGCCUGACUCUCUACCAGAGCUUCUAUGAGGAGCGGGCUCUCUAUCUAGAGGCCAUCAUCAUGAACCACAAGGAAAACAUGACGUUCGAGGAUUUUGCCGCCCAGGUCUUCUCACCCUCCCCCACAUACUACCCAAUGAGUGGUACAGGCUCCCUCAGCGGCAGCACGAGCGCUGAGCUAAGCGUUACCGUGACGAUCAGCGAACCCACCGAGCAGCCUUCACCCACCAUGCCACGCGCAUCCAAGAACCGGGUUUCAGGAAAACUCCGCCGCUCUGCCAGCGCCAUCAGCAAGGCCUCCAACUGAGCCCCUUCUUCAAACAAUAAGCACUUCAUCAAGCUUUUUCAGACUGCAGAGGACUGUGCUACAUGCAUGUCUGUAUGAUUGUAUGUUUUUCACUUCUAACUGUAUUUGUUCUGUAUAGUUUUGUUAGCACUUGGAGAUGAGAGGACUGUCACGUUAAUGCAAUGCUUUUCUAAAGCUGAAUGAUCUGACGUAGUGCGAAACUCAGUGUGGGCUGGAAAGAACUAAGGGAGGUUUUACACUUGCACUUUUGUUCCAUACCUGAGUCUGUCUAAACCCUGACUUUGGUACUUGUAGUUUUAUUGCCCUGUACUUUGAAAAUGGGAGUCUGAAGUUUUAAGUGAGCUCUGGGGCAGACCGUCCUAUGUGGGGGAAAAAAUCAUUGAUGCCAGUCAUGAUAGGUUGACGUUAUCCUACAUUUUAAGUUUUAACACUUAUGGGAAGGGGGAUGCUACAUAUUAGUUAUGCCUGGGAGCCCCUCCAAAGUGUAUUGACACCCCCAGUUAAUAUAUUAAAUACAAAUUUAUUAAUAAAUAUUCCCACAAA